AGCCCGCGGGCGCCAGCAGAGCAGAAGCAAGCGUAGCCUCAUCCCACAACCUUGUCCCGCAGCCUCGUCCCUCCUCGUCCCGCCGCCGCCGUGGCAUGGCCUGUCUGAUGGCCGCCUUCUCGGUCGGCACCGCCAUGAAUGCCAGCAGUUACUCGGCUGCAAUGACAGAGCCCAAGUCUGUGUGUGUCUCAGUGGACGAGGUUGUUUCCAGCAGUGUGGAUGAUGCAGAGACAGACUUGCUUAACGGGCAUCUGAAGAAGGUGGACAACAAUCUCACUGAGGCCCAGCGCUUUUCCUCCUUGCCCCGGAGGGCAGCUGUGAACAUCGAGUUCAAGGACCUUUCCUACUCUGUUCCUGAAGGACCCUGGUGGAGGAAGAAAGGAUACAAGACCCUCCUGAAAGGAAUCUCUGGGAAGUUCAGCAGUGGGGAGCUGGUGGCCAUCAUGGGCCCCUCAGGGGCUGGGAAGUCCACACUCAUGAACAUCCUGGCUGGAUACAGGGAGAGUGGCAUGAAAGGUUCAGUCCUCAUCAAUGGGCUGCCCCGGGACCUGCGCUGCUUCCGGAAGGUGUCAUGCUACAUCAUGCAAGACGACAUGCUACUGCCGCACCUCACUGUGCAGGAGGCCAUGAUGGUUUCUGCGCACCUGAAGCUACAGGAGAAGGAUGAAGGCAGAAAGGAGAUGGUAAAGGAGAUCCUGACAGCACUGGGCCUGUUGUCCUGCGCUCACACACGGACUGGGAGCCUGUCGGGCGGCCAGCGGAAGCGCCUGGCCAUUGCAUUGGAGCUGGUCAACAACCCUCCAGUCAUGUUCUUUGAUGAACCCACCAGCGGCCUGGAUAGCGCAUCCUGCUUCCAGGUGGUGUCCCUGAUGAAAGGGCUGGCCCAGGGUGGCCGCUCCAUUGUCUGCACCAUCCAUCAGCCCAGUGCCAAGCUCUUUGAGCUCUUUGACCAGCUAUAUGUGUUGAGUCAAGGACAGUGUGUGUACCGGGGGAAGGUCUCCAACCUCGUGCCCUACCUUCGGGACUUGGGUCUGAACUGCCCCACCUACCACAACCCUGCGGACUUCGUCAUGGAGGUGGCAUCCGGCGAGUAUGGCGACCAGAAUGGCCGACUGGUCAGAGCCGUGCGGGAGGGCAUGUGUGAUGCCGACUACAAGAGAGACCUCGUGGGCGAGGCCGAGGUGAACCCCUUCCUUUGGCACCGGCCCUCUGAAGAGGUAAAGCAGCCAAAACCAUUAAAGGGGUUCAGAAAGGACUCGGCCUCCAUGGAAGGCUGCCACAGCUUCUCGGCCAGCUGCCUCACGCAGUUCUGCAUCCUCUUCAAGAGGACCUUUCUCAGCAUCAUGCGGGAUUCGGUCCUCACACACCUGCGUAUCACCUCACACAUCGGCAUCGGCCUCCUCAUCGGCCUGCUCUACCUGGGCAUCGGCAAUGAGGCCAAGAAGGUCCUGAGCAACUCCGGCUUCCUCUUCUUCUCCAUGCUGUUCCUGAUGUUCGCCGCCCUCAUGCCCACUGUACUGACCUUCCCAUUGGAGAUGGGCGUCUUCCUGCGAGAGCACCUGAACUACUGGUACAGCCUGAAAGCCUACUACCUGGCCAAGACCAUGGCUGAUGUCCCCUUCCAGAUCCUGUUCCCAGUGGCCUACUGCAGCAUCGUGUACUGGAUGACAUCACAACCAUCAGACGCCGUGCGCUUCGUGCUUUUUGCAGCACUGGGCACCAUGACUUCGCUUGUGGCGCAGUCCCUGGGCCUGCUGAUUGGUGCUGCCUCCACAUCCCUGCAGGUGGCGACAUUUGUGGGUCCUGUGACAGCCAUCCCGGUCCUCUUGUUCUCUGGGUUCUUCGUGAGCUUUGACACCAUCCCCACGUACCUGCAGUGGAUGUCCUACAUCUCCUACGUCAGGUACGGCUUUGAGGGCGUCAUCCUGUCCAUCUACGGCUUGGACCGAGAAGACCUGCACUGUGACAUUGAUGAGACCUGCCACUUUCAGAAGUCGGAGGCCAUCCUGCGGGAGCUGGACGUGGAGAAUGCCAAGCUCUACCUGGACUUCAUCGUGCUGGGGAUUUUCUUCAUUUCCCUGCGCCUCAUUGCCUAUUUUGUGCUGAGGUACAAAAUCCGGGCCGAGAGGUAAAACGGCCGAGCCUGGAAGGAGGAACAUCACACGUGGUGGCCAAGGGCGUUGCCAAGUGGCGGCUGCUCGCCUGUGUCCAGUGACCCAGGGACUCCUCUGACCCCACCCUGGGAGCCGGCUGGUCAGGGGGCUCCAGCACUCAGCUUCUGUGCCCGCCUGGGUUGGAUAUUCUCUCACUACCUUUUCUAGCUUUAACUAGGAAGAUGUAGAAAGGUUUGUUUUGUUGUUACAUGCAGCAUUUAAAACACCACAGACUGGGACAGAAUUUAAAACUGCCACACAGAUGGUGACAAGAGGCUUCCUCGGUAAAUUUUGGCCUACUGUGGAGGUGACGUGAGUCCUGGACAGGGAGCCAGGACAACUUCUAUGGGGGUCACGCAGGGAGUCUGUGCUUCGGGGGGCCGAAAACCAGAGCAAGGCAUGGUCCAUCUUGUGGCUUCUUCCUCCUGGUUUUCUUUCUAAAGUCCCUCUCUUUUCUGACGAAGUCACUUUCAGAGCCAAAUGUCAGUAAAUUUCACUCCUUUUAAAAAGUUUUAUCUUUUUAGCACUUGGGGAGGACAUGUUCAGGGCAAACAACGUACUGUGUUCAGAGAUAGAGAAAUACAGCCAGAUCUCAGAGUGGUCUUGUUUCCAGGCAGAACCUGUGGGUAGUCAGUCGCAGGCUCCUGGGAGGGCAACAGCAGCACGUCCACACCAGGAUGCGGGGGUCCUUGAGUCCCACACACAGUUCUCAGAUGAAAUUGGCCAACCCUUUCAUGCCAUUUUCUUUUCUACCUGCUU
Octodon degus (degu) is the source of this 2912-nucleotide messenger RNA. RefSeq names its product ATP binding cassette subfamily G member 1 (gene Abcg1). The transcript is spliced from 15 exons. The coding region runs from base 96 to 2132 and encodes 678 amino acids. Gene Ontology annotation, cellular component: plasma membrane. Gene Ontology annotation, molecular function: ATP binding; ATP hydrolysis activity; ABC-type sterol transporter activity. Gene Ontology annotation, biological process: cholesterol homeostasis; transmembrane transport. NCBI's taxonomy places the organism in Eukaryota, Metazoa, Chordata, Mammalia, Rodentia, Octodontidae. The record is from RefSeq and is a predicted model, not a curated record.